Molecule: messenger RNA, 1651 nt
Organism: Felis catus (domestic cat)
Lineage: Eukaryota; Metazoa; Chordata; Mammalia; Carnivora; Felidae
Gene: JSRP1
Product: junctional sarcoplasmic reticulum protein 1
Exons: 7
Coding region: 204-1562 (452 amino acids)
Biological process (GO): regulation of ryanodine-sensitive calcium-release channel activity; skeletal muscle contraction
Cellular component (GO): sarcoplasmic reticulum
Source: RefSeq, a predicted model, not a curated record
AGGGGGUUGCUGUUGGGGAGACAGAAUGUUCUGGAGUUGGCGGUGGUAGCGCCACCGCGCCCAUGGUUGUGAGCGGUGAUUUCAUAUGGAUUCCAGUUGCGGAAACAGAGGCCUCCCAGCUGGCGUCGUGCCCUCACGCCCCUGGCCCCACAGGCCCCAGGAGCAGGGGUGCAGCUGAGCCCCGCACGUAAUCGGUGCUCCGCAUGCCUGCUGAUGGAAUUCGAGGGACCCUCCCUGGGUGCUCCCGCCUCCAGGACCUCCCUUCCUGGGCUCGGGGACGGCAAACAGCUUUCCCAGGCCACCGUGGCCAGCCCAGCAGCGGCUCUGUGCUGCCACGGGGGUGGGGUCACCCUUGGGCCAAUGCCCAGUCCUGCUCUGAGCGUGGGGGACACCCCAGCAGCAACCUUGUGGCCGGGCCUCCCCCCCCCCCCCCCCACUCGCUGCAGCCUGCUGAGAUCAUUGGCCCAGGCCACGGCCUCCAGGCACCUGUUGCUGUCUGUCUGGGGGCCACCCUCCCCGUGCUCCAUCUGUCCAGCGGGCUCACUGUGGCGGCUGUGCAGGCCUUGCAGGAGCUGGAUGGGGGCCUGGGCAGCUGCCAAGCAGGCCAGGACCUCUCCACGCUGGCUGACCCCUGCCCUGACCAGCCCCCGGAGGACAGAGCUCGAGCAACACCGAGGCCGGCCGACUCUAGCAGCUGGUCCCAUGAUUCUCAAGAGCCGGCAGCAGAGGGCAGCCCCACAGGCAAUGUGGACGCCAGGCCCAAGAAGACAGAAAAGGAGCCUGUGACCAAAGUGGCCCUAGGAGCUGGGAAAGAGAGGCUGAAAGUUGGAGCAACUCCCCGGAGCCCCGCCCGCAAGAAGGCGCAGGCCGCCCCGCCCCCGCAGCGGCCACCGCCGCCCCCGGCCCCGGCCCUGAGCGAGGAGCUGCCCUGGGGAGACCUGUCGCUCAACAAGUGCCUGGUGCUCGCCUCACUCCUGGCGAUGCUGGGUUCGGCCUUCCAGCUGUGCCGCGAUGCUGUGGCGGGGGAGGCAGGUACCCCUGCACCUGUCCCCGAGCCGUGGGUACCGCCCAGGUCGGCACCGGAGCCAGCGUCGCCCCGGCCCCCGCCCCCGCCGAAGCCCGAGGCCUGGGUCCCCCCAUCGGGACCGCCCGCCCCCCAGGUGGAGGCGGAGGAGAAGGCCGAGGUUCCUGGGAGCCGGGAGGCUGCAGAGAAGGCUGCUGGGGAAGAGCGCGCGCCCGAGGAGACGCCUCGGAAGGAGGAGAGGCCUCGGAGGGAGAGGCCGCCGAAGGAGCAGAGGCCGCCGAAGGAGCAGAGGCCGCCGAAGGAGAGGCCGCGGAGGGAGGAGAGGGCUCGGAAGCAGGAGAAGCCACGGGCCGCCAGGGAGCCCCGAGGAGCCCUACCGCGGCGCUGGGAGGCAGGCGAAGGGGGCCGUCGGCCUUGGACGCAGGACUCUGGAGACCCCGGGCGCAGGAAGAGGCAGGCCUGGGGCUCCCCGCGGCGCCCGGACGGGGACCGGCCUCCGGGCCGCCAGAAGCAGCGGGCUGGCAAGGGGCGGGACUGAGCCAGGCCUCGGUACUGUGAUACACAGUCCAGGGACCCCCGCUCGGUGGCCCCCGCGGUUCAGUGAAAUAAAUUGAGUGCUGCAGCCCC